This is a messenger RNA of Sporothrix brasiliensis 5110, 990 nucleotides long. Its product is annotated as phosphoribosylaminoimidazole-succinocarboxamide synthase. The coding region runs from base 1 to 990 and encodes 329 amino acids. The record is from RefSeq and is a predicted model, not a curated record. Lineage: Eukaryota; Fungi; Ascomycota; Sordariomycetes; Ophiostomatales; Ophiostomataceae. Gene Ontology annotation, biological process: 'de novo' IMP biosynthetic process. The transcript has a single exon. Gene Ontology annotation, cellular component: cytoplasm. Gene Ontology annotation, molecular function: phosphoribosylaminoimidazolesuccinocarboxamide synthase activity.
AUGGCCGCCGUCACCACUGUUGACCUUCCCGGUCUGACCAAGAUCGCCACGGGCAAGGUCCGUGAGAUGUUCGUCGACGAGGAUGACCAGUCGUCGCUGCUCUUCGUCGCCACCGACCGCAUUUCCGCCUACGAUGUCGUCCUCGCAAACGGCAUCCCCAACAAGGCCAACGUGCUUACCCAGCUGACUGCGUACUGGUUCAGCGUCCUGUCCAAGCCCGGCGUUCUGGCCGGCCAGACCGCGCCUCUCGCCACGCACCUGCUGUCCCUGGCCCCCGGUCCUACCGCCAAGAUUUCUGAUGCCGAGCGUGCCAUCCUGCGCGGCCGUGUCAUGCGUGUCCGCCGCCUGCGCAUGUUCCCCGUCGAGGCCAUUGUCCGUGGCUACCUGGCCGGCUCGGCGUUUGCCGAGUACAGCACCAAGGGCACGGUCCACGGCGAGCCCGUUGGCGUCGCCGACAGCGGCUCCGAUGCCGUCCGCUUUCCCAAGGGCAUGGUCCGCUGCCAGAAGCUGCCGGCCCCCGUCUACACACCGUCCACCAAGGCCGAGCUGGGCGCCCACGACGAGAACAUUUCGCGUGCCCAGGCCGCCGCGCUCAUCGGCAACCCGGCCCACGCCGCCCGCAUCGAGGAGCUGGCCUUGGCCGUCUACACGGCGGCCGCCGAGCAUGCCCUGAAGCGCGGCGUCAUCAUUGCCGACACCAAGUUUGAGUUUGGCCUCGACGAGGCGACGGGCGAGGUCGUGCUGGCCGACGAGGUGUUGACGCCCGACUCGUCGCGCUUCUGGGUCGCCGACCAGUACGAGGCCGGCCGCGAGCAGGACUCGCUGGACAAGCAGUUUCUGCGCAACUGGCUGGUGAAGGAGGGCCUCAAGGGCAAAGAGGGCGUGACAAUGCCGCCCGAGAUUGUCGAGCAGACGUCGAAGCGGUAUACGGACGUGUACGAGCGGCUGACGGGUCAGACGCUGGAGGCCGCACUGGCGAAGCUCGAGUAG